Molecule: messenger RNA, 666 nt
Organism: Hansenula ciferrii
Lineage: Eukaryota; Fungi; Ascomycota; Saccharomycetes; Phaffomycetales; Wickerhamomycetaceae
Gene: MDY2
Product: Mdy2p
Exons: 1
Coding region: 1-666 (221 amino acids)
Molecular function (GO): protein binding
Source: RefSeq, a predicted model, not a curated record
AUGUCACAAAUACAAACCAUCCACUCAGAAAAGGAAUUCGCUUCUAACUAUUUAACUUUACUUUCAAUUUCAGAUUCCAACAUUGUUUUGGAAGAUUCUUAUAAGAAAGAUUUGAAAGAAAUUAAGACAUUGGGUAUUAAAUUACCAAAUUUACCAAAUCCAAAGAAAUCAAAUGAUAGAGAUUUAAUUUCCAAUGGUUCACAAGAUGGGAAACUUGUUAAUGUCACUUUCAAAUCUAUAAAACCUCCAAGAUUCAACAUCAAUUCUAAAAUUAAUUCAAAUAUCACAAUAUUUAAAAUUAAAUCUGAUUUAAUUAAAUCCCAAAAUGAAUUGAGAGAAUUAGAUCCUUCUCAAUUAAAAUUCCUUGUUAAAGGUAAAGUUAUUCAAGAUUCUUCAUUAUUAAGUUCAAUUCUUGGUACAGAUGAAGAAAUUACAUUCACAGUUAUGAUUAAUAAAUCAAAUACACCAACACCAAUUCCAAGCUCAGGUUCAAAUGAUAAUGAUAAUAUUAAUGAUGAUGAACCUGAAAUUUCAAAUAUUGAUCAAAUUAAACCUGAAAUACAGAUACCAUGGAAUGAUAUUGGUGAAUUAUUGAAAUCCAAAGGUUUAGACUCUACUGUUGUGAUAUCAAGAUUACAAAAAGGUUGGGAAUUAACCAAAAAUUAA